UCUCUCUCUCUCUCUCUGCUGCAAACUGCGUCAUACGGAGAUGGAAGAAGAUGCGGAGAUCGAGACGAGCGCGGACUCCAUGGACGCCUCCCUCGUCUUCCACCUCGUCAGCGACAUCCUCGGCUUCGCCCUCUACAUGCACCGGCAGAUCCCCUCGAUUUUGCAGGAUAUGAGUCUUGAAUUCGAUUCGAUGCGUGGCGAAUACGAGGAGAUGGAGGCCGAGCUGGCGCGGGGCGAAAUGAGGGCGUCUUUGAGGAGGAAGCAUAGUGGAAGGAUGAGAGAGCUUAAGCGGGGAUUUAGGAGUUCGGAGAAGCUGAUGAGCACCAUCUCCGGUCUCCAAGAUGCCUUGCGGCUCGUGGUCAGUGAGAACCCGCGCAUCCGGGAAAUUCUUCUGAUUCUCGGAGGUAGUCCGUUGAGGCCUCGGUAUGUCUACCGAUUGUGCUUUUCGCAUGGGAAGAUGGUAUCAAGAGAUGCAAGUGAUUUCGCAAAGAACAGGGCGGCGGAAGUGCUUUCGAGAAAGGCUAUUCGGGCAUUGAUCUCUAGAGGUGCAGGGUCUGGUGGCUAUCCAGGUCCAACCAAGUUGUUUCUCUUGGUCAAAGCUCCAACUUCUUUUAAUCAACCUCUAUAUUUUCUUCCAAAACGUGACUUCAGAUACAACAAGAAGAUUGUACCAUUUUGCCUACGAGUUAAGUGCAAAGGCCAGCAUCAGGAGAAAACUGAGAUUAAUCAAGAUCCUCAGACAGGCAUGAGUGUUAGCUUGAAAGAUUGCGGGUCUGAUGAUUUGAUUUGCAGGUUCCAAUGCCGGCAUGUUAUAAAGGGUCUCGCGUCCACAGUACCAUCAGCAGAAGAAUGAUACAACUUCUAUUGAGAAAUGUUGUCCAUACCUGUCAGUUUUUCUUCAGGGCUUCUUUAGUAAGCCUAUUUUUCCUUGAUGAUUGUCAUGACCCAUAUCUGGUAUUAAUUACUUCUACACCCAUCUUUGGUACCUGUAAUUGAUCUGGCUUGGCAUGAUAUUGAGUUCUUCCUCUUUUUUGGUUUAUUGCCUAGUAGAUUUUUUGUACAAAUCCUCAUCUUCGGUGUUAAGUUUCACCCUGAAUUUUAGUUCUU
Syzygium oleosum is the source of this 1107-nucleotide messenger RNA. RefSeq lists its product as uncharacterized. Bases 41 to 853 code for a protein of 270 amino acids. The record is from RefSeq and is a predicted model, not a curated record. Gene Ontology annotation, biological process: regulation of exit from mitosis. Lineage: Eukaryota; Viridiplantae; Streptophyta; Magnoliopsida; Myrtales; Myrtaceae. The transcript has 7 exons. Gene Ontology annotation, cellular component: nucleus.